Molecule: messenger RNA, 2696 nt
Organism: Solea solea (common sole)
Lineage: Eukaryota; Metazoa; Chordata; Actinopteri; Pleuronectiformes; Soleidae
Gene: tmx1
Product: thioredoxin-related transmembrane protein 1
Exons: 8
Coding region: 40-975 (311 amino acids)
Source: RefSeq, a predicted model, not a curated record
UCAGGCGCACAGCGGAAGUGGAGCUGAGCUCAGUCAGUCAUGGCGAGCAGCCGCACGGACACAGCGAUGUCACAGAGUAAACAGCACUCGUUCAUUUGCUGUUUGUUCCUUGUGAUACAGUUAACGACGGUGCCAGUUUGGACCAAACCGGACAGCCUUAGAGAAGUCACCGACGGCAACUGGGAAGAAAUCCUCACCGGAGAAUGGAUGAUUGAAUUCUAUGCUCCCUGGUGUCCGGCAUGUCAGCAACUGCAGUCGGUGUGGAAGGAGUUUGCAGACUGGGGGGAGGACAUGGGGGUCAACAUAGCCAAGGUGGACGUCACAGAACAACCAGGUCUGAGUGGACGAUUCAUCAUCACUUCACUUCCUACUAUUUAUCACUGUAAGGAUGGCGCCUUCCGGAAGUACCAGGGAGCGCGCACGAAAGAUGACUUUCUCAGCUUCGUCGACGAGCAGAAAUGGACAGCUGUGGAGCCAAUUUCAUCUUGGUUCGGGCCGUCGUCAUUUUUGAUGAAUUCAAUGUCUGCUUUGUUCAAGCUCUCCAUGUUUAUCCGGCGUUGUCACAAUUACAUGACCGAGCAUCUGGGGAUUCCUGUUUGGGGGUCGUAUGUGAUCUUCGGCUUGGCCACUCUGUUCUCUGGCCUUGUGCUCGGACUGUUACUGGUGUUCAUCGCAGACUUUGUCUUCCCCUCGAGACGCUUUUCCUCUCCUGACUACUACCAGAAGAAACAAACGAUGGAGCAGGCGAGGUUAAUCCACCAACAAGAGGACGCGCACGAGGCCGACGGCGAGGAAGAGGAGGAUGAUGAGGACGACGAGGAGGACGGGGACCAGGGCGAUGUCUGGAGGAGAAGGAGACGAGGGUCCCCCGAGGGUCGCCCUGAGCCCAGGGGUCAGGGUUUGCCCGACGAAGCCCUGAGGAAGAGGGUGGUGCGCACCCGCGAGGAGCAGGAGGAAGAGGAGGAGGACACCUAGAGCUUCACAUGGCCCGUACUCCUUUUUUGAAAAGAAUGCCGUGGAGACAGCAGAGCUGGAGGAGCUUUGGUCCCGAGCAACAGUGUUUACAGCAGGGAGCCCUCAACUUCCCUUUGUCACCUCCCCUUCUCCUCCUUCCUCCUUCCUCCUUUUACCGUGGGCCUCCAGAAACACCCAGUUUCUUUUCUUCUCCUUCCCUUGUUUUUGAACGGGAGCGCUUUAGACUCACCGCUGCCGCCCUCUCUGCCUGAGCAGCAGGCUGGAAAAAAAAAAGAAUACAACACUCCUGACACCUGUUUUCACGUGUGGGAACAAAAAAACAGCCAGGCUGAGGUUUAGUGAUGAAGAGCAGUGGAGCUGGAUUUUGCCGGGUGCUUUAUGCUAUGCAUCUUUUUUUUUUUUUCCUUUUCUUCCUUUUUUUUUUUUUAUGUAUUAUGUGUUUUUUCUCUAUGAAUUAUUAUCCCAGGCUUUGUGUUUUAGCCUCAUCGUUGAGUUUUUACUCCUCUGCUGAAGUGUACGUGCAAGUAUUUUAUGUUUCAUAGUGUGUUUUACAAACCGGGAAUUAACAAUCUUUGACACACCGUUCCACAACAAUAAUGAGUACGAGAGAGUGAUUUUAAAAAAAAAGAAAAUUAAAACGUCCACCGUGUUGUAAAUUUAUACCUUAAAACUCCAAGGUUUAAUGUUACAGCGACUUUUUUUUUAGAAAGAACAGCAGCAGAUGAACAAAAUUGUUUUAAAGGUUCAAUGUGUAAAAGUUAGUGAUGUCGUUGAAAGCUCUGACUUCAGGAACACCUGAAAAUAUGAUGAGAACGUCCCUUCUUAUUCUUAAACUUGAUAGUGUACAUUUCAUGUGUGCAUUUAAAUUGGAGGUCUGUUGGUUGUCAGUCAAAUAUUGCAUAUUGGACCUUUAUCACUGCUGCAGGAAGUUCAUUCGUUGACAUUUUCCCACGCUGCCUAAACACGGACAAUAAUGUCACUUUUCUAAAGUAGCUAUUAAUAAUAUAAUGGUGUAGGUCGUAGUGUAAGAUAUACAUACAAUAAUAUUAAUAAUACAGAUUUGUUGGGCCCUCAGUUAGCCAAACAAGAACAAAACCUGAUUCAUGUGUUCAUUUUUGGGACAGAGGUCACGGUUCAUGAUGUUCUGUCGAUCAAAAAUCUGGUAAAUCUGCCUUUUAUUAAAUUUUUUUUUUCUUUUUUUCAUUUUCUAAUAAUUAGAGGGGAGCACGUUUUGCAGUGCAGUAUGUGCAUGCCGUAAUCUAAUGAAAGAGAUGAAUCAUUUCUUUUUAGAAAUGGGUCCAAACACUGCUCAGGUGUGUGGAACGGUGCAAGGACAAUGGAAAAAAACAACACAAAACAAAGAAAGUUCAAAGUGGACUUUGAUUAAGUCUAAACAAAAAUCUUAACAUGAAUUUACAAAGUUAAUUUAAUCGAGUUUACAUUGAAUGAAAAUGUCCUCGCUCAUGAGCACAGCCUAUAAGAUUUCAACUUUGUAAAGCAUCAAGGAGCAAUUUAUCUGUGUGUGUGUGUAUGGGAAGUAAUUUCAAAUCUACAAAUCACUCUUAUUAUGAUUUAAAUGCUUUUUUUUUUUUAUUCCGAAACAAACACAAAAGAGGUUGUUUUUUCAUUAUUUACCUGACCACAUUUACAGCUUGUAGCAUUGACAGUCAGCUGUGCUCCUCAUUGUUUUAACAUUUCUUUGAAUAAAGGAUUAAUUCUGA